AUGGAACCGUUGUCAGCAAAUGAUAUCACAGCUCCUGCCCCCCCUCAGACACCCAAACCGAAGCAGGAUCAUGGCCCGCCUGUUGUCGAGAGCACUCCAAUGAGUCGAAGAUGUACUACACACGCCGAAGACGAGGUUCCCAAGCGUGCAGAUGUUGUAAAUAAGUUCCUCGAAGAUGAUAUCAGCGACCGUCUGGAAGUUUCUCUCGAUGACUUCGCGACCCUGAUCCUUGAUCUUCCUGCUGACUGGCAGAUUAGGGACGAUUUCACCCUGUUGCCGGAUAGCGAAGCUGUGAAAGAUGCGUUUGCAGCGUAUCUGAAAGUAGCAAUAGGAGAAGUAGAUGGUGAAAACCAGAAGCGGAAAGGCAUGGCGGGGCACGAAAGCGGAUUGUACCAACCCCUGGCGAAUCUCUUGAAUUCAUUGAGAGAUGGAGAGGGACGACGUGUAGGAAAGGACAUUGACGAAAAGAUUUUCUACGUUCAGGAUCCCCGUCCGGUACUGGGCUCAUUGAUAGCAAGGAAACCAGACCUGGGGGGGAUCUACGUUGAGCUACUGAAACUCACCAAGAACAAAAAACUCUCAGAUUACCUUGCAAAGAAGAAAAUUGUCGGCAUUUUUUGGGGACUCUUGCUUUAUUUUAUCGAGGUCAAGCAUGAACAGGGGAGAUUUGUCGGUCUGAAUGUGAAUAAAGAAGGUCCUUCAUCCCGCAGUCAGUCAGAUUCGUUGCCCUCCAUAGCGUAUUUGGUAUCACAAUCUACCGCCUCUGUUCCGGCGUCUACACCCCUCAAUUCUACAUCCACCAGCUUCGGAGACGAACAUCGACCGGGGGUUACUAUUCAGAAUCGGGGUGGCAAGAAGAAGACAGUAGAGAUUUUGACGUCGCAGGACUACCAGGAAAGGGCGGAGGCAGAAAGGAAAGCAGAAAAGGUGUUGACUCCGACGCAGGGACAGCAUUUAACAAGAAUUCAGUGCGCGAGCUACGCCAAAGAAAUGCUUUCGAAAGGAUUUAUUCGAAGUCAUGCUGUGGGGAUCACAGCUGAUGAUACUAGCUUGCGUUUCCAGUACUAUCACCGUUCAAAGGUUGUCGAGAGCAAACCCUUCAACAUCGUGAAUGACGAGGUGAAGAAGCUCUUCAUGGCUAUGGUCUGCCAACUCAACAAACUUUCCACGGAGAAUCUUGGAUUCAUUCCCAACUUGGACCUCGAUGGUUUUGAUCACCUACGGAAUCCAAAGCAGUUGAAGCUUCCACACAAGAAUGGAAUAGAUCCGUUGGUCGGUUCUACCUAUGCCUUCACGGGGAGCGAUGGCAGGAGGCGAAGAGUCAAAAUCACGAAAGUCCUCUACCGCGCUGAAGGCAUCAUUGGUCGAUGCUCGAUCGUUGUUGAGGUGGAGUGCCUUUGUACGGAAGCUGGUUGCGACUGGCAUGAGGAGGGGCAGGCAACAACGAAGGUCAUGAAGAUCAGCUUCCCAAACAUGACUCGGCCUUCCGAAGACGGACUUAUUGGGGAGGCUAGAUCGACAGCGGAAUCGUCUGGCGAUUUUUGGGCUCUCAACCAUCUUCCGGAAGUUAUCGACUCAAUCACAUUCCCAUAUCACGAAGAAACAACCGUUCAGGGCCGUCUGAAGAAACAUCUCAAAGAUGAUUAUGAGGAACGAGUAAUGCGCGUUACGUUUUUGGACAAGCUACAACCACUUUCAGACUUGGAAGACCCGAGAGAGUUCGCGCAAGUAUUUUACGAUGUUCUACAAAUUCACCAGUGGCUUUACGAACGUGUUGGGAUUCUCCAUCGUGACCUCAGUUCUGGAAAUAUCAUGUACAGGCGCAAGAAUGGAAAAGUUUAUGGCGUUCUGAAUGAUUUCGACCUUUCAUCUCGUGUACAAGAUAUGAACAAGGGCCCCACUUCGAAACAACGUACGGGUACCAGACCGUUCAUGUCUCUCGAUUUGUUGAAUCCUGACUGGGAGGGCGGUCACCUCUAUCGUCACGAUUUGGAGUCUCUAUUCUACAUCAUGCUUUGCCUUGCUUGUCGCUACGAGGCGCCAGGUGUCCCCUCACCUGACCCACGACCCUACUCAGAGUGGUUCAGUGGCACAGAUGCAGAGGUCUUGAGCAACAAAUCUAAAUUCCUUCUUAACGCGCUUAGUAAAGGUCUACCGGUUCAACCUUAUUUCUCCAGUUUCAAACAAUGGUUGUGGAAAAUCUUCAAGGGACUACGUCUUGGUUAUACGCUACGCCCAUUGGCCUAUUCGAACCCGCCGGCAUCGGAGACAGAUUCAAAAGCCUGGAACCUAGGCGAUGACGAUGACGAAGACUCAGACUCAGACUCGAAAUUUAAUUAUGAAUGGACCACAUUGAAUAAGCGCGUCUCCUACGCCAAAAUACGCUCAAUAAUGUCCUCUUUCAAAGGGCAACCUCUCGAGACUCGAUGGGUCGGAAACCCUGAUCAUUGA
Lentinula edodes (shiitake mushroom) is the source of this 2451-nucleotide messenger RNA. Its product is annotated as protein kinase. The record is from RefSeq and is a predicted model, not a curated record. Gene Ontology annotation, biological process: protein phosphorylation. Bases 1 to 2451 code for a protein of 816 amino acids. Lineage: Eukaryota; Fungi; Basidiomycota; Agaricomycetes; Agaricales; Omphalotaceae. Gene Ontology annotation, molecular function: ATP binding; protein kinase activity. The transcript has 4 exons.